UGCAGGACCAUAUGCUGUCACGCGCAAUAGCUUAUAUGCAAGUUAAAGAAGAGUGAGCUAUUGCCUAAGCGUGACAUCACCCGACCCAAUGUUUUUUUCCUGAUUAGACUUUGAAAAAAGAAUUUCCUUCCCGAUUCAACUGGUUCGCGCACACAGACCGGCACUCGAGAGUUUCUUCCUUUUUUGCGUUUCGCGAGCUUUUCAUCGAUCUCAUAAUCUUUUUUGUCACAAUCAAAAACAACUAAAUAAUGGGUCAAACACUUUCAGAGCCGAUUACGGACAAGACCUCCAGCAAGGAUAAUGACAAGAGGUUUGCGUAUGGCGCAUCCGCCAUGCAAGGCUGGCGACUGACUAUGGAGGACGCUCACACGACGCUGUUAAAACUCGAUGAUACAGACGCGAGCUUUUUCGGAGUAUAUGAUGGUCAUGGCGGUGCCACAAUUGCCCAGUACACUGGCCAAGUCUUGCAUAAAAAGAUCCGUGAAAGCUCUCAUUUCGAUCGGAAAGAAUAUCAUGAAGCAUUGAAGGAUGGUUUUUUGUCAAUUGAUAAGGAUUUGAGUGAAGACGGAAACUUUGCUUACGAUCCUUCUGGAUGUACAGCUGUGACAGCCCUUGUUACACCCGACGGUAAAAUCCUUGUGGCAAACGCAGGAGACUCACGAUCUGUCAUUAGCGUCAAAGGCAAAAGCAAAGCCCUGUCGUACGAUCACAAGCCCGUUGAUCGGGCUGAAUCACAGCGGAUCAUUGCAGCAGGGGGUUUUGUGGAAUUUGGACGUGUCAAUGGCAACUUGGCACUUUCCCGCGCUAUUGGUGAUUUUGAAUUCAAGCAAAACGCUCAAUUGCCUGCUGAGGAACAAAUUGUCACCUGUGAUCCCGAUAUUAUUGAACAUGAAAUGACAGAUGAUGACGAGUUCUUUAUUUUGGCAUGUGAUGGUAUUUGGGAUUGCAUGACGAAUCAGCAGGCUGUAGAUUUUGUACGGGAGGCAAUUGCUACAAAGGCACCAUUGGAUGAAAUUUGCGAAAUGAUGAUGGACCAUUGUCUGGCACCCGACAGUGAAGUCGGUGGUUUAGGCUGUGACAAUAUGUCAAUUAUCAUUAUCGGCAUAUUGAAUGGUAAAUCCAUGGACGAGUGGUAUGAAUCCAUUGCUUCCCGCGUAUCUUUAGAAAAGCCAAAGCAGGAUGCUCUUGGCAACGAUGUCACUUCCGUUGAAGAAGCAUCCGACAAAGCAGAAGAGGCUCCAACCGUGGAAAAGGAUGUCAUCGAGAAAGCGCCUGUCAAAGAUGAGACGCCUUCAUCUUAAGAUCAACACAUCAGAAGCAAAAGAAUUUGUUUCCGCUUCUGCUAUCACAAAUGAGGUCUCAAAGAAGUACUAAUUACUAUGUGUGUAUACAAAAGGAAACCCAUCUCGCUCCUCUUUCUCCCGCUACUACCAACAGCAACAACAACAACAGCAAAAAAGUGCAUUAAACAAUACCGUACAGACUCCCCCUGCUCUCUUUUUCUA
This is a messenger RNA of Zychaea mexicana, 1505 nucleotides long. RefSeq names its product phosphatase 2C-like domain-containing protein. The transcript is spliced from 10 exons. Bases 249 to 1301 code for a protein of 350 amino acids. The record is from RefSeq and is a predicted model, not a curated record. Gene Ontology annotation, biological process: protein dephosphorylation. Gene Ontology annotation, molecular function: protein serine/threonine phosphatase activity; cation binding. NCBI's taxonomy places the organism in Eukaryota, Fungi, Mucoromycota, Mucoromycetes, Mucorales, Lichtheimiaceae.